CGGAAUGACGACGGAACCGGAGCAGUGGAUCCCUGUUCCGUUAUCGAAAACAUACGACACGAAAUCGACCCGGGCGGGUGCCGCUGGCCGGAUGAGCGGGAUAACGAGCCGAGACUGAUAGGCGAGAGGAUGUCGGGGAGGCCUCUGGAUGGAUCCAUUCCUCCAACGGAAGAAAACUCUCAGGAAAGUUAAAACUUGUUUCGACUAAGGCCGGCCAUUUCUCGAGGACCUCCUCCUCUUCCUCCCCUCCUCCUCAUCCUCCUCCUCCUCUUCGUCUUCUCUCGACAUAAGCUUGACGCGCCAUGGCGCCGCACUCAAACCGCUACACUGUGUACGUGGCGUUGCACGUUUGUUUUUUAUCGUCCCGCUUUGACGCGGCCGCCGCGGCAGCGGGCGUUUCGUCCGUCUCGGGGCUGUUGCCGCCUUACGAUCUGCUGUAUUACUCCGGGGUCCGUGCGUACUUCUCUCAGGAGUGGGACAAGGCUGCGGAACUGCUGGAGAAAUCCCUCUCGACCAAGGAUGCGCUCUUCCGAACCCGACGGCGAUGCCACGACGACUGUGCGGCGGCGGGACAAGACAGACUUGCAGAAUUGGACGCGGGGGCGGGCGGUCUGUGGGACCUGUGGGUCCUGGACUGGGCGCAGCAGAAGGCUGAAUGUUUGAGAUUUUGUGUUGGACGGACCGUCACCCCAGCCGGAGUGCUGCCCGUCUCUUCGGACAUAGAGUAUGAGUUCGGCACCCGCAACCCGUACAACUUCCUGCAGAUCACUUAUUACAAACUGGGCAAGUUGCCGAAGGCGGCGUCGGCCGCUCACACCUUCUUUGUGGCCAACCCCAGCCACCUGGAAAUGAGAAACAACAUUGAGAAGUACAGACGGAUGGACGGGGUAACGGAAGAUGCCUUCCAGGAUAGAGAGAUUGAGAAUGAGAAGCACUGGGCUUUGUACAAUUCUGCACUCGCUCUUGAGGCGUCUUCCAAUUGGGUUCAUGCAGUUGAGAAAUGGAAAGAGUGUGUGAAUGAAACCCUGAGACAGACGGAGGAGUGCAGGGUGCAGUGUGAGGUGGCAUCCCAGCGCCUGCCGGAGGACAGGGGAGUGGAUGGACUGGGCGGAGUGUUUGAGAAGGCUGCGGCUCUCUCCCUCUCCCUGCUCUCAUGCCGGCAGUCCUGCGUGACCCAGGUGGCCACGCGACCCGGGAGGAUCUCGGCUCAAGAGGACUUCCUGCCCACACAGCUGGAGCAUCUGCACAUUGCACAGUUUAAAGCCGGUGACCUUGGUGGUGCAGUGCAGACUCUUCGCUCCCUCCUUCUGUUCUACCCCUCAGACACAGACUCCCUUGGCAACCUGCAAUUCUACUAUGAGACACUAGGGGGAGAUACCGAGUCACAGGGCACGCAGCCUGCUCAGGAGAUUGUCCAGUAUGUGAGUCGAGCUUUGCAGGAGAAAACGUUGCUCUAUUUUGGGAUGGAGAAUCUCGACUUCGAUUUCGUUGACCCGGAUCUAUGGACCCCGGAGGAUAUCAUACCCGAAUCCCUGAGGGAGGCGUGGAGAGCUGAGAAAGAGAAACUGAAUGAGAAAAUGAAGGAGGGCGAACCGCAGGAGGAAAUGGAUGACAGCGGGUUUUAUGCAGGGGGUACCGUCCCUCAGGUUGGUGUGACUAUCACCAUGGACGAUGCGGCGUUGAACGGGACCAAUCGUGUUGUGCUAGACGGCGUAAUGACUCAGAAAGAGUGCGACACAAUUCUGCAGUUAGCCACUGCUGCAGCAUCAGCUGGAGACGGUUACCGGGGACGACGGUCUCCGCACACACCUCAUGAAAAGUUCGAAGGCCUGACUGUCCUCAGGGCUGCUAAGUUGGCUCAGGACGGCAUGGUGAACCAGUCAGACGCCAGGCUGCUGCAUGAGCUGGGCGAGAGGGUACGAGUCCUGCUGCACUCUUAUUUCAGGAGCCCCUCGGGACUCUUCUUCUCAUUCACACACCUGGUCUGCCGCAGCGCUAUCACAGGGGACCAGGAGGGCAGGCUGGACCUGUCUCACCCCGUGCAUGUUGACAACUGUCUCCUGGAGCCGGAGACCAGGAGCUGCUGGAGGGAAGCACCAGCUUUCACACACAGAGACCUUAGUGCUGUUCUUUACCUGAACGACAACUUCGAUGGUGGAGAACUCUUUUUCACUAACAGGGAUGCCAAGACCAUCACAGCUCGAGUGAAACCCCGCUGUGGUCGUCUGGCGGGCUUUUCUGCCGGUCCAGUAAAUCCCCACGGAGUGACUGCCGUGACUGCUGGCCGAAGAUGUGCGCUGGCCCUUUGGUUCACCAAGGAGAAACUCCACAAGGAUGUGGAGCGUGAGGAGGCCGAGGCCCUGUGGGCUGCGGAUGGUGUGAGCGUGGUGAAGAAGGAGGGUGAGGCGGAGGCCAGCGCCAACUCCGGCCGGAGCGGUAGAAGCCAGGCACCAAGGGAGCGGGGCAGAGGGCGAGGCAGGGUGACGGGGGGCAAGGAUGAGCUGUGAGACCCACAGUCGACCCGACAGACUGCCUAUAUUUCACAUGAUUUAGGAGGACAAGGAACAAGGAGCCCCCCGCUCCGACCCUGUCUGACCACAAACACCAGGAACUCAAUUUUUGGCGAAGUUUAAGCCCCCCCCCCCCCCCCACACACACACACACACACACACUCCUCCACCAUCGCUACAGAGCCUGCAUGCAUGUGUGUUUGUAUGUAGACUAUAUGAGAGUCGGUGAAUGUCUGUUUGUCUUGUCCCUCUGGGGUCGUCCUGGAGUGUUGUGUCAGUCACUGUGCGUGCCUUAUUGUCUGUUACAUAAGAAAUAUUUCACACCCUUGGAACGUAAAUGGAAUAAAAGAGAAAAUAAAUCUCCAAAAAACUGAAAAUAAAUAAAACUCU
Messenger RNA from Lampris incognitus (smalleye Pacific opah), 2900 nucleotides. It is a transcript of the gene p3h3, whose product is annotated as prolyl 3-hydroxylase 3. The record is from RefSeq and is a predicted model, not a curated record. The transcript is spliced from 16 exons. Lineage: Eukaryota; Metazoa; Chordata; Actinopteri; Lampriformes; Lampridae. The coding region runs from base 303 to 2507 and encodes 734 amino acids. Gene Ontology annotation, cellular component: endoplasmic reticulum. Gene Ontology annotation, molecular function: iron ion binding; L-ascorbic acid binding; protein binding. Gene Ontology annotation, biological process: collagen metabolic process.